GAGUAUCAGACAGCGUGAGAGGAUCCAGGCCGGUGUUACGUCGGGUCAACACGGAGAGGCACCGCCGGUCCACGGCGUCGGUUCUGCAGCGUAUUGUCAUUUCGCACGGGGGGGGGGGAUACUGCCGUCGCAAACUCACCUGUAUGACCGGGGAACAGGGGCUCGCAGUAUGGUCCGGGAAACCAGACAUCUAUGGGUGGGAAAUUUACCCGAAAAUGUGCGAGAGGAGAAGAUCAUUGAGCACUUCAAGCGAUAUGGACGAGUGGAGAGUGUCAAGGUCCUCCCGAAGCGGGGCUCAGAAGGUGGAGUUGCAGCCUUUGUGGAUUUUGUGGACAUUAAAAGUGCUCAGAAGGCUCACAACGCCAUCAACAAGAUGGGAGACAGAGACCUGCGUACAGAUUACAAUGAACCAGGCACAAUUCCCAGUGCUGCGAGGGGCCUGGACGAUAGUCUGUCCUUAAGCUCUCGCGGCAGGGAUGUAUCAGGGUUCACAAGGGCGGCAGGGGGACCAGUAUAUGGACCCCCUGCAUCGCUCCACAGCAGAGAUGGACGCUAUGAACGCAGACUAGACGGGACGGCUGAAAUUCGAGAUCGAGCAUACGAUCACAGUGCCUAUGGACAUCAUGAGCGAGCUGGUAGCAGCUUCGAACGCCACCGACACUAUGAAACGGACUAUUAUCGUGAUGCCAGGGAGCGAACUCUGAGCACAGGUGGGAGUGGAUCUGGUACUUCCAGCGGAUCUGGUGCGACAGUCUCGGUAGUCGGUGGAACUAUUGUUGGUGCUGUUGCUGGCAGCACUGGAGCAGGUGGAGGGGCAGGGGCCGCAGCGGGUGGAAGUGGAGGAUCUACGUCCAGUGGGGUUGGCUUCUACCGCUCCCACAGCAGGAGCCCGUGCCGCUUUGAGACACCAGAGCCGCGCUAUGAAUCUCGCGCGAGAGAACCCUUUACUUUGGCGAGUGUGGUUCAUAGGGACCUUUACCGGGAGGAGAGGGGCCGUCGCGGGGACCGGUCGCACCGGCAUAGUCGGAGCCGGUCUCCACACUCUACGCAUUCGAGGAAUCCCUCCCCCCAAAGACUGGCAAGUCACACCAGCCGUCCUCCUCAUUCUCACAGCGGAUCCGGCUCCCGCAGCCGCUCGUCCAGUUCAGACUCGGUCAGCAGCACCAGUAGCGGCACCAGUGGCAGUGAUUCCAGCAGUAGCUCCAGUGAUGACUCCCCAGCACGCUCAGUGCAGUCUGCCGCCGUUCCUGCUCCCUCAGCACUUCCUUUAUCCUCUCUUGAUAAGGAUGAACCACGAAAAAGCUUUGGCAUCAAGGUCCAAAAUCUUCCUGUGCGCUCUACAGAUACAAGUCUGAAGGACGGUCUGUUCCACGAAUUCAAAAAGCAUGGAAAGGUCACAUCUGUCCAAAUCCAUGGAGCCUCAGAGGAGCGCUAUGGACUUGUCUUCUUUCGCCAGCAAGAAGACCAAGAGAAAGCCUUGGGAGCAUCAAAGGGAAAGCUGUUUUUUGGAAUGCAAAUUGAUGUCACUGCCUGGAAUGGCCCUGAGACGGAAAGUGAGAAUGAGCUCCGGCCUUUGGAUGAGAGGAUAGAUGAAUUCCACCCAAAAGCCACACGAACGUUAUUUAUCGGAAACUUGGAGAAGACCACAAGCUAUCAUGAUCUGCUUAACAUCUUUCAGCGCUUUGGCGAAAUAGUGGACAUUGAUAUCAAGAAGGUGAACGGGGCCCCUCAGUAUGCUUUCUUACAGUACUGUGACAUCGCCAGUGUUUGUAAGGCCAUUAAGAAGAUGGAUGGCGAGUAUCUUGGCAACAAUAGGCUAAAGCUGGGCUUUGGAAAGAGUAUGCCUACAACAUGUGUAUGGUUGGAUGGAUUAGCAUCAAACACCACAGAGCAAUUUCUUACUCGCCACUUCUGCCGCUAUGGACAUGUUGUUAAGGUUGUGUUUGACAGAAUGAAAGGCAUGGCCCUUAUUCUGUAUAACAACAUUGAAUAUGCACAGGCUGCUGUCAAAGAGACCAAGGGGUGGAAGAUUGGGGGCAAUAAAAUCAAAGUGGAUUUUGCCAAUCAGGAAAGUCAGAUGGCUUUCUAUCGAUCAAUGCAGGCAUCUGGCCAGGACAUUCGUGAUUUUUAUGACAUUCUGUCUGAACGAAGGGAUGAAAGACGGAGCCAAUAUGAGUUUACAGCAGAGCGGUCAUAUUAUGAAAACAUACGAACACCAGGAACGUACACUGAAGAUCCAAGGCGUAAAUAUCCUGCCAGAAGUCGAGAGUUUUACACAGAAUGGGACCCAUAUCAAGGAGAUUACUAUGACGCACAAUACUUUGAAGACCCCAGAGAAUAUAGAGAAUACAGAGCUGAUCCUUAUGAGCAGGACAUCCGCAAAUACAGCUAUUUGCAGCGGGAACGCGAAAGAGAGAGGGAGCGCUUUGAAACCGACCGUGGACGUGACCAUGGGAGGAGGACAAUUGAGCGCAGCCAAAGCCCAUCUCACAUAGCCUCUCGUCGUCCUGCCAGCCCCACUGCAUCACCCUCUCUUUCUGAGAGAAUACCAAGUGACUCUGACCGUCGCAUUUGCUGUCGAUCUUCUGAGAGAAGUGGUAGCUGUAGCUCAAUCUCCCCACCCAGAUUUGAGAAGCCUGAAAAGGCACGAGCUGAGAGGUAUAACAAAAACGAAAAGCUCGAGAAGGAGCGAGUUUUUGAAGUUGAAAAAGGAAAUGUGGGUGACAAGGAGAAGCGGGGUGGACGCAAAGACAGGGGUGAGAAGGAGAAAAGUGAGAAACAAAAGCUGAAGAAGCACAAAGUGGCAUCACCUAGUAUGCAAACAUGUGAGACAGAACCUGGGCCUGAAAGAGAUGUAAGCCCUGAUUCAAUUCUUCAAAAUAAAAUCGGCAAGGUCCAUAAGGAAAGCUGCAGUAAGGGAAGGGUAGACCUUCUACCUUGUGUGGUACAGUUAACUCGUGUAAAGGAAAAGGAAGGCAAAUUAAUUGGCCAUGCAGUCACAGAAAAACAAAAGCUUAGAGGUGGGAAUGACAGUCCAAGGUUGGCAUCACCUUCAGCUGAACAAAGAAGUCCUCCAUUUCGUUCAGAACCCUCUAAAGGUGAUGCAGUCAAGCAUGGAAAAAUGCCCAAAGAAAAACACAUGGCUAGUCUUGUGGAAAUUGUUGACAAAGAUAUCAAAGUCAAAUCCAAGAAAAAUGGGAAAUCUGAACCUGGAUUUGACAGUGUUAUUACUGUGGAUAUGGACCGUUUAGCUGCAAGGAAAAGGCGUUUUGAAGACUCAGUUGGUAAAGCUGAUCUACAGAAAAAGACAAGUGAGGAGGAGGAUUGUAAGGUGGGACUUUGUAAAUUGGGGACUAGUACUAAAGAGACAGAGGGAGACAACACUGUUGUGUUGAAAGGGAUGCAUAAAAAGGAGCAUCGCAAGGACAAAUCGGAGCGAUUGGUGUCUGUUUAUAGUCCAAGAAAUGAACUAGACUCGGAAAGCAACCUGGUGGGCCUAAGUCUUGAGCUUCAGUCACAAUUAGGACAAGUAACUGAAGAUAACCCUAUAGAUUCACUACGUCCUCCAUAUGUUAAAAUUGAAUGUGGGGAUUCAAAAACACAAAGCAUUUCAAGUCUCACAAAGAUGUCAGAUGAUGGCAGUCCUAAUCUGGAAGAAACAAAGAAGCAAAAGAAACAGUGUUUGUCAGAAAUCAAAGAGGAGGGCAUAAGACAGUACAGAUACACAGGGGAAGCUAAUGAAAGACUUGUAUUGCAAAGUGACCUGAGUAAUAGUUGUAAAAAGCAAAUUGAACAAAGUCAGUGGCUACGAUAUAAGAUUAGAGAGUCUGAUAAGUUUGCAAAAUGUGAAAGUCCUCAAGUUAAUGAGUCCGACAGCUUUGAAAAAGAUUGUAUUUUGCAUGUUGCAGGAAAAUCCUCUCAGGAUGUUGGAACUAAUGAUUUUCCAUCCUUUAAACGGAAAAAAAUUGAGAAUAUUGACUUUGAAAUUCUUGGCUCAACCAACAUGGGAAGUUCUCAAAAACUGAAUGAAGAUGUUUAUCAGAGUGUUACAUCCACCACUGGUUGUGGUCCUUUUUCCGCAAAUGAAGAAGAUGCAACUACCCAGAUUUCCCCGACAGUUGUAAAUAAAGAAAGGAAAUCAUCUCAUAUAGCAGAUGAUAAAAUACUCUCACACACAGAGUCACUGAAAUACAACUCAAACCUGACAGCCAGCCAUUUCCAGUCCCCUGAUGGUGAGUUCCCAAUGCUUAAGACAACGUUACUUGGAUGUGACGAGGAGUUAUUGCAACGCUGGGAAAGACGAUUAAAAUCUGAUUCAAUUAGAAUGGAGAUGACAUUUCCAAGUGGAAUAGCUAAACAUGAAGGCACCCAAAAGCGCCUUGGGCACGAUUUAGAGCCUGGAGAGGUGCAGUCAGAUACAGAUGACGAUGAUGAUGCUGAGAGCAAACACAAUUCUCCCAAGUCCAAUUCCUCUAUGUCUUCUAUCCUCCGGGAAAGGGAGGAGAGGGCAACAGACCUGAGGCUGUCAGCUUCCUUGGAGAGGAAUAAGUUUUAUUCUUUUGCAUUAGACAAGACUAUAACCCCUGAUACAAAAGCACUCCUUGAACGAGCCAAGACACUGUACUCAUCCAGAGAAGAUAACUGGUCCUUUCUGCCAUCUUGCUUUCCCAGCUCCCACAGUUGUUCAGAUAAGGAGAAGGUAGAGCUAGCACCUCGGCCUAUUCCUUCUUGGUACAUGAAAAAGAAAAAGAUCCGUACUGAUUCAGAAGGAAAAUUGCUUGAUAAAAAGGAUGAGCUAAAAACACAGGACCAAGAGCGACAGGAGUUAUUUGCCUCUCGUUUUCUUCAUAGCUCAAUCUUUGAACAGGAUUCACGGCGUUUACAACGUCUUGAACGCAAAGAUCAGGAUUUGGAGAUGGGAGUCAGUAAGCCUCUUGCUAAGCUAGGGGCUGUUGAGGCACAGUCUGUGUCUGGGGGAGGUGAUGCCAUGCAAGAGCCCAUUGUACUCUUCCAUAGUCGAUUUUUGGAGCUCCAACAACAAAAGGGCAAGGAUCACCCUCCACCAGAUACCGAGAGCGUAGCUAUUGUUAUGGAGAUUAAAACAGAUGAAGUGCAGAACGGUGAUAAUGAGUUGUCUGUCAAAGUAUCUGAAUCAGUACUAAAAGUUGAUGACAAAUCAGUCAGCCCACCUCUAGUCUUGUCAGUUUCACCAUUUGAGUCCUGCCCCAAAGUUGUGCCCCCCCCACUGGAAAAGAACGAAGUCAUAACUCCAUCUUCAGAUCAUUCAGUUUCUGUUAUUGAAGAAAGAAAAGUGGAGCACAUUCUUGAGGUAUCCCCACCACAGUCUCCAUUAGCUGAAGAUAUCAAUCCAGUUCCUCCUAAGGUAACUUUAACUCCUCUGCUGGAACUUUCAGAGAUAGAUGCUGAAAUGGAGCAAAAAGGAGAGAUAAGUGAAGCCAAAGUAAAAAUGGAAAACAAUCUGGUGGCUGGUCAUACCCCGCUACUAGAAGAUAAGCCUCUUACUCCUGGUAGUUCCUUAAGUAGUGUUGAAGUGGGACCUGUGGUAGUUCCUUGCUCUGACUAUACAAAGCUUGCAGAAAAAUCUGAAAUUAUGAUGGAGUCUAAAACAGAGAUUCAAGAAAUUAACCACCUGGAUGAUCAUCAGAAAACUGAGAUAGAUGAUGUUAGUAUGCCAGAGCUAGAGCCUGAAAGCAAACCAUUACCAAGCCGUAAACAGCCCAAGAGCAAAAGAGCAAAGCCAAAUUUAUCAGUACCUCGUAUUAAAUCUUCUCCAACUACUGCCAGUGACAGACCUGCAACCCGUAAGAGUGAACGAAUUGACAGAGAAAAACUCAAAAGGGCCUCAUCUCCCCGAGGGGAACUAGUGAAGGCUACAUCUGAGCAUAAAACCACAUCAAAGUCACCAAUUCAUGCUUCAGAUUCUGAACAAAACCUAGAGCCAAGCUUGGUCCAUGGCAGGACGCGUCGCAGAAAUGUCCGAUCGGUUUAUGCCACGCUACAUGAAGGAGAGCAAGCUGGCAAAGAGGUUGAGUCCAUACGCUCCAUGCGCAAACGUGGUGCUGAUAAGGAACAGACACAGCAAGAUGUUCAGCAUCCAUCUACUUAUGCUAGGCGAGGUCGCCCACCUAAAAGGGGAGGUAAACGGGCAGAAGAUGUGUCUCCACUAAAAGGGGAUCAGCAAAAAUUGAUGGAAGAGGACUUGGAUGUCAGAGAAACCUCAGCCACCGAGGAGGUUUUGAAAGCCUCUGAGGGGUGGCGUUCACCCCGCACUCAGAAAGUGCAACAGCCUCCCUUGACUCCAACUGUUGUCUCAGUUAACAAGAAAGCAAGUAAAUUAGACAAGCUGUCUGAGAGAUCUACAUCACCAGCAGUCCAAGCUAUUGAUCUAGCAAGUUCUGAAGAGUUGCAGCCGAAUCUUAAAGUGGAUACAGAACAGGCUGGGCAAUCACCUGAAAUAGAGGAGAUUGCAAAGCCUUCAGAGCACAAAAAAGGGAUAGACCUAAAAGAUCACAGUGGAAAGAAAACUGAAGAAGGGGACAUUGAGUUGAUGGAUUCUGCCCAGUUGGAGAGAAGACAACAACCCGAAAAAAACACUACAAUAAGAACACCAAGGUUGAAAAGAAAUCCAAAGCAGGUCACUGAAGAUAAACCACAUAGCCUAAAAAAUCUUGAGAUUCGAGUAAGUGUUGAUGAUGUGAAAGGUUUACUUCGUUCAGAUGAUGAAUCUGAGUCAUUUGAAGCUGGGGCUACAACAAAAUCUAAACAAGUAGUACAAGACAACAAAGAAACAAAGGAUGGAUGUUUUCUUAAAGAAGCAAAAGAGCUCAGUACACAGCAAACAGAGGAAGUUCUAUUAGAACCUGAACCUCCUGUUGAUCCAUCUGCUGCUCUGUUAGCACGGCAAAUGGAACUGGAGCAGGCAGUUGAAAAUAUUGCUAAACUUACAGUAGAACAACCACAGAGACCUUAUAAGGAGGCACCCACAGAGCGAAGAACUUUGGUGCCUCCAGUGGUUGUGGAGCCAGAGGCUGAGGUUGAGGAAGAAAAGAGAACAAACCCUGCAAGUGAAACUGAACUUGCAGCCGCCAUUGAUUCCAUUACAGCGGAAGUUGGAUCUGCAGAUACAGAUGGCUUCACAGCUCCUCCUACUUACACUGCACUUGUCCCCACUCCUGAACCUGUGGUGUCACCCUCCACAAAUGAAAUUAUGGAGCCUGAAACGCAUCUUGCUAUCAACAACAUUCUUGCAACAAACACAAAUGUAGGCCCCUUGACACCUAGCCCAAAAGCACUCACAGCAGAGGCUAAAGUAGCUGAGCCUCUUCUUUCAGUGCCUGAAGAUCCCCCUUUAGUUGAAACACCCAAGAAAACAGGGAAGGUCCGAGCUAAGAGUCCAAAGAAAUCAAGAAGGGGUAAAGGUACAGCUAACAAGAAAGGUGAGACUGCUGAAGAGAUUUCAGAGCCAGAGCCCUCUCCAGUCAAGUUACCAGAGUCAAUCCCAGAAGACCUAGAGACCAUCAACUCAAAGGCAGUUACUGUGACAACAGUAUCAUCAGCAGCAGCCUCAGUAGUAACUGCUGUCGCAACUCGCAGGCGUGACAUUGCAAGUGCUAUGACUGUUGAUACCCCUAAAGAGGCAGAGCAACCUGCAGUUGAGCAGCCUGUACCCCAAGAAUCGGCCUUUCACCUGGGCACAAGUAACACUUCCAAUUGUAAAAAAUGUCCCCAAACAAUUGAACCAUCUACUCCUACUCUUCCACUCUCUCCUGCCUGCCCACCACCGGUACCCCAAUUCAGUGUGCUGACUCCACGGCCUUGCAAAAUGCCAGUAUCCCAAGAGUGGCUUCCUAGAUCUGAAGAAAGUAGAAUCAAUCUAUCUGCUUCAUCUCAAGUUACGGUGGUAACUCCUUCUGCACCAGGAGUAACUACACUUGGAACCCCUUCAGGGAAUCCAUCAAUGCCCCCAGACACCAAGGCAUUGGAUAUUGACCCUAGCUCUAGCACCUUAAGAAAAAUCCUCAUGGAACCUAAAUAUGUGUCUGCGUCCAACAGCAAUGCCAUACCCACUACUAUGGUAACUUCUGCACUGCCAGACCCUACCCGCAUGUCAGAGAAAGAAAAUCCCUCAGAUACACAAGGCACGAGGCAAAUGCAUCAUGAAGAAAGGCUAAUUCUACCACCCCUGUCUAUGCAUCACAAACCCUCCCCACUCUCAGAAUCUCAGCAAAACUGUGGAGAGAAGAUCCAGCAUUCAGUAAUUUCAUCCCCCACUACCUCAGUAAUAAGUCGAAUUCCAAUGCCCUAUGACACAGAGGAAACUCCACGGAUUUCCCUUAGCAACAGAAGCUCUUCCCUGUCUCUUCCCAAGCAGAAAUUCAGGACAAACACGAAUGAAAAUAGCCGCUAUCAUGGAAUGGAUCCAGUAGAAGAUGGAACCAGAGGACGAUCUGUGGUUGAGAACAGUCCCUAUUGCACAGGCCCUAGUGCUGGCCUGAGGGUCAAUACUUCAGAGGGUGUUGUUGUACUGAGUUACUCUGGUCAGAAAACUGAAGGGCCUCAUCGGAUGAGAGCCAAAAUAAGUCAAAUUCCCCAAGCAACCGCUGGUGACAUAGAGUUUCAGCAUUCGGUUUCAAAAUCUCAGAUAAAGCAAGAACCAAUUACCCCAUCAUCACAACCACCUACUCCCAAAGGACAGGUAACUCCUACAGCUUAUGGGCACACAGGAGUACUCUUGUCUGGACAGCCUUUCAACUCCCAACCAGUCAUCUCUAGCACCAAGCAGGAGAGUCCUGGGUCUGACAAAUCGGAAGUUCCUUAUCAUACAAUAUCCCAAAGUGGAGUGGUAAAAAUGUUCCCUCAACCAGUUACUACUUCUCAAGUUUUGAUGUACAACCAAGCUGUGAUACAGUCCCAGCAUGGAAAAAGAGGACAAGGGACAGAACCUUGUUUGAAAAAGAUGGACAUUGGCAAGUCAGCUCAACAAUCUAACCUCAGUCCUGUCAUGAGCCCGCAUCAUCCAUCACUAUCUGGAACUUGCAUUAGCCCCAGCCCUGGCAUUCCCACUGAUCGAUCUGCUCCAUACCUUAAGCAAGAGCCACAGUCUCCACGAGCAACUGUUCAUUCACCCUCACCUUUUGCAAAAGCCUGUCCUCCUAGCAGUUCUCCAAUUGCCACCUCUGUCGUACUGGGUCCAGGCAUGCCUUCAAUGUCUCCAUACCACUCUAAUGUGCAUCACCAACACACAGAGCAGUCAUCUGUUAUCAUGCAACCUCAUAGUGUGACUCAGUCAAUAGCACAUGAGGUCAGGAUGAACAACCCACCAAUGUCCGGGAUAAACUACGGAAGACGAUCUGACUCCCUGUCCUCUCCCUCCCCAGGGCACAUACAGCGCUCUAACACACCUCAGCCCAUCGUAAUAAGAGACAUGGUACUGCAGUCCCAUAUAGGCUCCCAAGGACCAGUGAUAGGUGGCAGUAGCAGCAGUGCAUCUGAAAAGGAUCCUAGACAUUUAAACCAAAUGCAUGGCAGGCCAUCUGUUCCCCAGCUCCAGCCAGAUGUGAUGAUGAUGCAAAGUGACAACCGAGGGCUCCACCCGGGCAUGCGCUUGGACCAGUACAGAGACGUGCAUCAGCACAUCCUAAUGCACCAGCAACUGGGAGAGCAGGUCAACACAGAAACACGACAGUCCCGGACACCAGAGGCUAUUACAACCUCUUCCAGCAACAUGUCUGCGUUAGCUAAGAGUCCUUUAGUUGGGAAGAACAUGGGGAUUAUAGCCAAAGAGACCCCCAAAAAAUUUGAGGGGAAGAUCUCGCAUCCACCCCAUUCAGAGACCAGGAUCAUGGGAGUCCAUCCAUCUGGUCCUGUGAUGGUGUCUUCUCACCCUCAGGGAAUGCAACUGAUGCAUCCAGAGGGCACUGGAUCCUUCCCAGUGUAUCGGGACACACGGGGUUUCUCCUCCCAGUUUCCUGGGCAUCCUUCAUUGGGGCUGAACCUGGUUAACCGGAGCAUUGCACCAUCUCAGAUCCCUGCAGAUGCUGAGCCAAUUCACAGAGGCCAAUUGUCUCAGUCACUCUCUGCCGGGUCAGUUGGGGUAGGAAACGACUCUAAGCAGGGGAAUUCCCACCUUCGCCAUGCAAGCUCUAUAGACCUCACACACAUGUCCCGAGGGAUGCCAAGGGACGCUGUCUCACCCUCAUACCAAUCUUCUAUGACAUCCCCGUUGCCUCUUACCCAAAAGGUAGAUUUAUCCCACCACAAGGGCCCGUCAGCCCAACUGCCCAACCCACCACUAACAGCACCCCCUCCAAGUUCAUCACAGCUCCGACCUGAUGCUAAGACAGAGGCUUCUGGACACCGUUCCAUUGACAUGGUGCAACUUUUAAUGAAAUACCCGAUUGUAUGGCAAGGUUUGUUGGCCCUGAAGAAUGACCAGGCUGCUGUCCAGCUUCACUUUGUGUCUGGUAACAACGUGCUGGCUCAGCGCUCCUUACCCCCACCAGAGGGAGGUUCUCUACUCCGCAUCGUCCAAAGGAUGAGGCUGGAAGCCUCCCAGCUUGACAGUGUGGCACGCAGAAUGACCGUGGAAAAUGAAUACUGCCUGCUACUGGCCCUGCCCUGUGGUCGAGACCAGGAAGAUGUUCUCAGUCAGACUCAGGCUCUGAAAGGAGGCUUCAUCACCUACCUCCAGGCCAAACAGGCAGCUGGUAUCAUUAAUGUUCCCAACCCUGGCUCCAAUCAGCCAGCUUAUGUGGUACAGAUAUUCCCACCCUGUGAGUUCUCGGAGAGCCACCUGUCACGCCUUGCCCCAGACCUUCUCAACAGUAUCUCCAGUAUUUCCCCUCACCUCAUGAUUGUCAUCGCCUCGGUGUAAAAUACCUCCAUUUUGUUCCUGAAAAUAAAGCCAACACCAGCCUUUUUUGGACUCAUUCAGUUUUGAAAACUGGGAAUGCCUCAUUUUUAAAGAAUCUGUUUGACUCUUUCUUUUUGGUAUUGCUUUUAAGUAUGCACAUACUUCUUCACUUCACCAAGUCCUUAAGCCACUUGUCCACCUCUAAUUCCAAAACUCUCAGAAUUUAUGAGGAGUGUAUGGAAGGGUGGCGUGGGGAUUUUUGUUGAUCGGUUCUUUAAUUGCUCAUUUCAUUUUUGCCAUUUUUGGGAACGUUGUGCAUAGUGCAUUUCAAACCAUUUCAAGGCCAUCAAGCAACGGCUUGAGAUCCUUAAGGGAUAUUUUUGUUCAUGAAAAUGACUUGUUUUUAUUUGUUUUGUUUUUAGAGAAAGGAUUUGAUCAGUCAUUGCACUGUCAUUGCACUAUCUUAAAAGAAAAAUAACCAACUUUGAACUUUGUACAGAUUUGAGUAGAAAAUAUGUAAAAAAAAAAAAUCGUGCUCCAGUGAUUGGCCAUGUUUGCAGAAGACGGAAGAAAAUAUUUGCCAGGAAAAUGACAAAAUCUUGUCAGCCUCGUGAAAGAAACAUGUUGGACAGAUUGACAGAAUCACAUCAAGCUGAUCAGUCAUCAUACCGCUUUUGCUCCUUUGCCAUCAGCCAAUUUUCUUCUACUUCAUUCGAAAGUCAACUCUCUAGCCCCAAGAGUUCCUUCCCCAGGAACUCACAAGGGGACAUAAAGAGUUGUACAGUUUACACUCAAUGCCUCAACAGGGGACUAUAUAAAGAUUAUUUAAUUUGUUUAUUUUGUUUGCCUCCUCUUCAAGCCUUAGGGUAUUGUGGACAAUUGUGAAACUGUAAAUAUAAAUAUUUAAAAACUGAAGAGAUGUGGGGAAACCAAGUGGAUUAUUUUGCGAGACAGACCAACAAAUUUCAGUUCUUUUUCUUUCAGUAUUUUGUCCUUUCAUUUGUUCUUUCUGUUUUCUCUCUCUCUCUCUCUCUCUCUCUCUCUCUCUCUCUCUCUCUCUCUCUGGCCAGGGGGGAGGAGGGGAAAAGUGGCAAGGAUCCCUACAAGUCCCAGGAAUGAUGUUCACCAAAUAUAUUUUUUAAAUUGAUUCGUGCCAAAACGUCUUUUACAAAUGAUAAACAAACAGUGUACUAAAACGUUGAUCAGAAGCUAUUUUCAUACGUGACUUUGUAUUUGCCUCCCCAGAGGCAGAGCCGGUUCCCUUUUUUGGUAUUGUUUAUCAACCCCACUCUGUUACCACAGCACUAUUACAUUAUGGAAUCGUGUCCUUGUUUUGAGCGAGCUGUUGCAUUCGUUUCAAUAGCGGCUUCUUCUUCAACAUACUGGUCGACUGUCUUUCCCUCUCCUUGAUGAUGUCCUCUACUGCCCCCUGCUGUUCGUCUGACCAUCACCCUUGCAGAACUUUGCGACUGUAGCUAUACUAUGGCAUGCUUUAUUUUGAAAUCCUAAAAGGUAUAGCAAAAUCACACAGGCAAAGAAUGUGACUUGAAUCUCUAAUUCAUGCCGUCAAUGGAUGUGUUAAGUGUCUGUCUCCAUCCCUCCCCUUACUUAUUGUCUUCUUGAGCCAAGCUGCAAAUACUCAUUUCCUCAAUCUGUGCUCUUGUGUAGUCCCCCCCUCCCCCACCUUCUUUAUUAUUGUCUCUUUUCAGGGUCCUUACAAAGCAGCCUGAAACAGACAGGAGCUAGGUGCGCGAAACCGAUGCUGAAAGUAAAUCAAGCUUGACAGUUUUGUGGUGUAAAUAUUUCUGACUGCAGGCUGAAAAAUCUCGACAGUUGCGUUGAAGGCACUUCUAAUUUUUGAUAAAUAAAUGACAAGAAAAUACAAAAAAAAAACUUAAAGAAAAAGGUGAUUAAUCUUUGACUUUUGUCUUUUGAUCAAUCUUCAUUUUGAGUGUAUUUUGCUGUUCCUCCAUGAGGACAUUUUAAAUUGUAAAAUAAAUGGUUGUUUCAAUACGUCGACAGAUCAUUAAAUGGUCCA
Lampris incognitus (smalleye Pacific opah) is the source of this 12911-nucleotide messenger RNA. It is a transcript of the gene spen, whose product is annotated as spen family transcriptional repressor. Gene Ontology annotation, biological process: regulation of transcription by RNA polymerase II. Gene Ontology annotation, molecular function: mRNA binding. The record is from RefSeq and is a predicted model, not a curated record. The transcript has 15 exons. Bases 170 to 10894 code for a protein of 3574 amino acids. Lineage: Eukaryota; Metazoa; Chordata; Actinopteri; Lampriformes; Lampridae. Gene Ontology annotation, cellular component: nucleus.